CAAGCGUGCAGGCAGAUGGCGAAGUCGGCGACGCACGUAGCAAUUGUGCGCCUCUUCUCCACGGCAGCCAGAGCUGCCACCAAUAAUGCGCCCGCGGCCAAACAAUUGUCCUUCAUAAUCAUUCCUCUAAAGGAUGCGGCCGCGGGCGCAUGGUGGAACAACGGCAGCAUCAUUUACCCCGUUCAGAGGGUACGCAGUGGUAGCACCCUGGCUCUCGGCCGUCAGGAGAAGCAGCAAGAGGAGGCUGAUCAUAGCAACUCCGCCGUUUCGGUUGCCGGACACGGUGGUGGUAAUAAGGACGAUGAGUAGAAGGCCAUCACCAGCUACUGGGGGGUAGGACCGAACAAGAUUACCAAGCAAGAUGGUACUGAAUGGAAAUGGAAUUGCUUCAGACCAUGGGAGACGUACAAGGCCGACACCACGAUAGAUCUCCAGAAGCAUCACGUGCCUACAACUUUGAUCGACAAAAUGGCGUACUGGACGGUCAAGUCUCUCCGCUGGCCUACCGACCUAUUCUUCCAGAGGCGAUAUGCGUGCAGGGCAAUGAUGCUGUAGACAGUGGCAGCAGUGCCUGGAAUGGUAGGAGGGAUGCUGCUGCACUGCAAAUUGCUUAGGCGAUUUGAGCACAGUGGCGGAUGGAUCAAAGCUCUUCUAGAAGAAGCCGAGAACGAGCGUAUGCACCUCAUGACCUUCAUGGAAGUCGCCAAGCCCUGGUGGUAUGAGCGCGCGCUUGUAUUUGCCGUUCAAGGUGUUUUCUUCAAUGCGUACUUCUUGGGAUAUAUGAUUUCACCCAAGUUUGCUCAUAGAAUGGUUGGAUAUCUUGAGGAGGAAGCAAUUCACUCAUAUACCGAGUUCCUCAAGGAAUUAGACAAAGGUAACAUUGAGAAUGUUCCAGCUCCAGCUAUUGCUAUUGAUUAUUGGCAGCUACCUUCCAAUUCCACCUUGAGAGAUGUUGUUACAGUUGUUAGGGCAGACGAGGCUCACCACCGAGAUGUCAAUCACUUCGCUUCGGACAUACAUUAUAAUGGACGUGAACUGAAGGAAUCUCCAGCUCCAAUUGGUUACCAUUGAAAUCCAUGAACUCACCUUGUAUUAAGACGAGCAAGAAGUCUGAUAGUAAA
Molecule: messenger RNA, 1121 nt
Organism: Rosa chinensis
Lineage: Eukaryota; Viridiplantae; Streptophyta; Magnoliopsida; Rosales; Rosaceae
Product: ubiquinol oxidase 2, mitochondrial
Exons: 4
Biological process (GO): alternative respiration
Cellular component (GO): mitochondrion
Molecular function (GO): alternative oxidase activity
Source: RefSeq, a predicted model, not a curated record